Messenger RNA from Vidua macroura (Pin-tailed whydah), 4122 nucleotides. It is a transcript of the gene SLC1A2, whose product is annotated as solute carrier family 1 member 2. The record is from RefSeq and is a predicted model, not a curated record. The transcript is spliced from 11 exons. Bases 382 to 2055 code for a protein of 557 amino acids. Gene Ontology annotation, cellular component: plasma membrane. Gene Ontology annotation, biological process: L-glutamate transmembrane transport. Gene Ontology annotation, molecular function: glutamate:sodium symporter activity; L-glutamate transmembrane transporter activity; neutral L-amino acid transmembrane transporter activity. Lineage: Eukaryota; Metazoa; Chordata; Aves; Passeriformes; Viduidae.
CCGCGCCGAUGUGAAGUCGCCCCCCAGCUCUCGCACACAGCCGCGCAGACACGCACACGCUCCCCGCGGCGAGGGGAGGGCGCCGGGGAUCGCAGCCCAGGUGCCAGCGCCUCCUCGCCCCGCCGGCCACUGCUGGGCGGCCGCGGCGCAGCAGCGCCGGUCCCUGAGGCACCGAGAGACUGCUCUGGGACGGCGGGGUGGGGGAGAGCCGAGGAGCGGAGCUGCCGGAUCCUCGCCCUGCGGAGCCCCCAGGAUUACAAGGCAUUGCGUCCUCCUUCCCAGACGUGAACGAGGGUUAUACCAAAGAACCAACCUCCUUCGCGCCCUGCUGUCCAAAUUAAUCCCUUGGACCCUUGAGAAGACAGGGUUUUUUUCGGAACCAUGGCAUCGACAGAAGGUGCCAACAAUAUGCCUAAGCAAGUGGAAGUCCGGAUGCAUGAAAGUCAUUUAAAUCCAGUGGAGCACAGAUCCAGGAACAUAUGUGUGCAGUUCUGCCAGUCCCUCCACAGGAAUCUGCUCCUGACUCUUACUGUGUUUGGUGUUAUCCUGGGUGCAGUGUGUGGGGGUCUUCUUCGCCUAGCAACACCUAUUGACCCUGACAUCAUCAUGUUAAUAGCCUUCCCAGGAGAUAUACUUAUGCGGAUGCUAAAAAUGCUGAUCCUCCCUUUAAUUAUCUCCAGUUUAAUCACAGGAUUGUCUGGAUUGGAUGCUAAAGCAAGUGGCCGCCUGGGGACAAGAGCCAUGGUCUACUACAUGUCCACCACUAUUAUUGCUGCUGUGCUGGGCGUGAUUCUGGUUUUAGCCAUCCAUCCAGGGAAUCCAAAACUCAAGAAACAGCUUGGUCAAGGGAAGAAGAAUGAUGAAGUAUCUAGUCUGGAUGCCUUCUUGGAUUUGAUCCGAAACUUGUUCCCUGAAAAUCUGGUUCAAGCAUGCUUUCAGCAGAUCCAAACUGUCACCAAGAAAGUGCUGGUGCCACUACCUGUUGAAGAGCCACCUAAUGUCACUGAUUCUGCUAUUGCUAUGGUGAAUGAGACAGCACCACCUGAAGCCCAAAUGGUCAUUAAGAAGGGACUUGAAUUUAAGGAUGGCAUGAACGUCCUGGGUUUGAUAGGAUUCUUUAUUGCUUUUGGCAUUGCUAUGGGGAAAAUGGGAGACCAGGCCAAGAUGAUGGUGGAUUUCUUCAACAUCCUGAAUGAGAUUGUAAUGAAGUUAGUAACCAUGAUCAUGUGGUAUUCACCAUUGGGUAUUGCUUGCCUCAUCUGUGGAAAAAUCAUUGCAAUCAAGGACUUAGAAGUAGUUGCUAGACAACUUGGCAUGUAUAUGGUCACUGUGAUUGUGGGUCUUGUCAUCCAUGGAGGGAUCUUCCUGCCUCUGCUUUACUUUGUGAUAACAAGGAAAAGCCCAUUUUCAUUCCUUGCUGGGAUUUUCCAGGCAUGGAUCACAGCACUAGGCACAGCUUCCAGUGCUGGAACAUUACCUGUCACAUUCCGAUGUCUUGAAGAAAAUCUUGGUAUUGAUAAGCGUGUAACAAGGUUCGUUCUUCCUGUUGGAGCAACUAUUAACAUGGAUGGAACUGCCCUUUAUGAAGCUGUGGCUGCCAUCUUCAUAGCACAGAUGAAUGGAAUUGACCUGGAUGGAGGCCAGAUAGUUACUGUGAGUUUGACUGCCACCCUUGCAAGUGUUGGAGCUGCCAGCAUUCCCAGCGCGGGCCUUGUCACUAUGCUGCUGAUCCUGACUGCAGUGGGUCUCCCUACCCAGGACAUCAGUUUGCUUGUUGCUGUUGACUGGCUUUUGGACCGGAUGAGAACGUCAGUCAAUGUAGUGGGGGAUUCUUUUGGUGCUGGCAUUGUCUACCACCUUUCCAAGGCAGAACUUGACACCAUUGAUUCCCAUCAUAAAGGGCAUGAAGAUAUUGAAAUGACCAAGACUCAGUCAAUCUAUGACGACAUGAAAAAUCAUAGGGAAAACAACUCAAAACAAUGUGUUUUUGCAGCUCACAACUCAGUCAUGGUAGAUGAGUGCAAGACCCACUCUUUCUCCAUUUGGAAAAUUUAAAAAAUAAGAUCUGAAAUGGAAAGAGAAUACAUGCUUACACAAAAUUGAAAAUUGUCAUUAAUUUAUAUUUCUCAAAAAAGGCAAGGAUACAAGAGAUUAAAAUUUGAAGAAAAAAGAUACUCUCUGGAAAGAAAGAUAAAGAGCAUGUGCACACACACACUUUUUGGAUAACUUCUGGAAUUUUUUGAAAACUGUUUUUAAGUUAAAUAUACAAUGCUGGGUUUAAGAUUAUGUUUACAGAACUGAAUACUGAUAGUUUUAUCUGCUCCCAGUUUCUCAGAUUUGCAGAGAAAUCCAAGUCAAGUCAAAAAGUAGUAGCCUGUUAAAUAAAUCAAUACUUGCUGCACUUUUUUUCUCCUUCAGUUUCUCGUAUCAUUUCCCUCAACUGAGGCAAUAGCUUGCCUCAAAACCAUGGAUUAAUGGUGCCGUGUGUCAUCCCAAGCACACCCUUUAAUUCAAAUUUGAGACCAGUGGUUUUUUGACCAAGAAAUGUUUGCUCUUUUUAAUUGUUUUAGAUUUGCUCUGCUUACAGUCUCAGUUUGCACUUUUAAACUCAUGAAAAGAGCCAGGCUUUACUCGAUUGAGCACAAGACUGACUUUGAGCAGGUCACUUCUCUUGUCUGUCUGCAAGCUGCUAAAAGGAUGUGUUGUUGUGACCUAAUUGAUGAGCUAUGAAUAUAUGCUGGCACUUGCAAAGUGUUUGGAUCAUGUUGAAGUGGUCUACAACUCCCAAGUGUUAGACUUGCAAAGGCAACAGAGAGUAGGAUCUGGGGCUUUGAAAAGCCAGCUGUUAAAUUUGAAAAGUCAUCUCUUCAUCCUGUCCAAUGCACUGGUGGGUUGAAAAGCUUACUGCAACUCUGGUCAGGAUAUGGAAAAGCUAAUCUACUAGCAUGCCCUUUCUAUUUACUUUCUGUAAUAUAUUCCAUGUAUAACACCAGUAGUUUAUAAUUUUGCAUGGUCAAUGUACAUAAUUAAUAGGUAGCUUACCUUUGUAUGGGGUUAGAGUGGUUGUUAUUGCAUGAUAUUUUUGUAUUUUUUUAUUAUCAUAUUUCACGUGACUCUGUGUGAUCUUCAUUUCUGAAUAAGCUGUUCAUUCCUGUACUUGCAUGUUUUCUCCUUCCAAUUAUCUAAGAAAAAGCUUGACUUUGUUUCAAAAAUCAGUGCAUUUUGUCAUGUUUCCAUGUCCCAAUGCUUCCAUGCAUCCUGUUUAUCCAGCAUGGGGAAUUUCAGCUCUGUCUUUAAGUUUUCAUUUGAAGCUGAAGAUGUUAACUUACAAGGUAAGUUAGGAAAAAGUAAGCAUCCAUUUAGAAUUAAAUGAAAGAUUCUCUCACUUUAUCAAGAUCUACAUCACUUUUGUAAAUUAAAUUGACAUUUUACCUUUUUGAUUUUUGAUUUUUUAAAGUCAUUUGGCUGGAGAUUCUUUCUUGAAACACAGGUUCAUUUAUACUGGUCUCUGGAAUGGAACAUAUUGUCCAGUGUUCAGUGAGUUGGUAGAUAUCUAUAGGUCUUUUACCAUACCUAAAACCUAAAAAUUCCAGCAUAUAUCUUUACAGGAAAGAGUGAGGUUUGCUGUACAUCAUGUGAGACCAGUUUAGCAUUACUAUGAAUUUUUAAUUGGACUGUAGUCAAAAUCAUUCACUACAUUGUUAUAGUGGUAUGAUGAACAAUACUUUCACAACAUGUCUUUUCUUCCAUUUCUUUAAAGGUGGUGUAAUUGUAGGUGAGUUUGUAUCGAUACACAUCUGUGAUUAUUCUGGCCUUGCACAUUUUUCUUGUUGCAUCAGAUAUGCAGCUUUGCUAAGGAAUUCCACUGAAAAAAAUACUAUUUUCUACAUUAAAAAAAAAAAAAUCUGUUUUUGACAUAAUCCAGAGAAAUCUACACAAGACAGAAAGGGGUAGAAUCUGACAUAUUUAUUAAAAAAAAACCCCAAAACUGCAGCGAAGGUUAAGAAAAUGUGGAACAUUUUUCUACUACUGAUGUUUUCUAGUCAUUAUAAUAAAUAAAUGAACAGGAGUCUCACUAUUUGAGAGUGUUAUGAAUUCUGAAUAAAUACAUUUUACUUAUAA